This is a messenger RNA of Torulaspora delbrueckii, 2769 nucleotides long. RefSeq names its product FG-nucleoporin NUP1 (gene NUP1). The record is from RefSeq and is a predicted model, not a curated record. NCBI's taxonomy places the organism in Eukaryota, Fungi, Ascomycota, Saccharomycetes, Saccharomycetales, Saccharomycetaceae. The coding region runs from base 1 to 2769 and encodes 922 amino acids. The transcript has a single exon.
AUGGAUGUUAAAAAGAGGUCUAUAUCCUCUUCAAUAGUGGACUUCUUUCGGAAACCUGCAGACGGGGAUAUUAGAGCGUACGACAGUGAGAGUGUUGGUGUUGGAGCAACUCGUGAGCCAGCUGAUGAGAAUGGAGCUAAUGAUACUAGUAUGGGAUUCCAAGGUUCUAUUUAUUCAAUGAAUGGAGAUAUCGCUCCGCCAAAUUUUCAAGACUCUAUGAUACUUUAUGAGACAGGGGCAGGGACUGACACUCAAGUAAGGCCGCCAAUCUUACCUAUUUUACCAGUUCAGAGAUUGAGAUUACUGAGGCAGAAGCAGGAAUGGAGAAGGAAAUUAACUGCCGGCAUGCUUGGUUCGUUGCCCGUUCCAAUGGUCUCCGAUAUCAGCGUACUGAACCCCAUUUACUCUCGUGAAUCUUCCUCUACGCCCUCACCAGUGAAGAAUACACUCAAGAAGGAUGCGGCUGAUGGUCUAAAAAGUUUGAAGCGGAAGAAAGUUUCCAAUGUGCGAAGUAAAGGAACAAAAUGGACCGCUGACUUUGAUUACGAUCUUUCGGAGUAUGACAACCAUAAGGCGGAGGCCAAGGCCAUAACAAAUGAUACAACCGACUACCAUAUGGAUUCACCGACACUUUCGAUGACGAAACGUUCCACCCUGCCAAAGGAAUAUCCACAGGAUGUCAAUACCAAUACAUUGUCAAAGACCCAGAGAGAUUUAUUGCUGAAGGGACAACCUUCGGCCCAAUCCGUCAAAAAGAGUGGAACAUCUGCCCCAGAAUCAAAACAAUUGACCUUAAGACUCGACAAAUUGAAGGGACGCGAUAGCGAGAAGGCUAUUCUUCCUUCAGCUGGUUUUGAUUUUAUCAAGGCCAGUGAUACUCCCUCCAAAAUAAGUCCCGCAAAGGCCAACGGUUUACAAACCCCAACGGCAAAAAAAGCACCUACUUUGACAUUUUCCUCCCAAGCCGAGCCCUCAAGCAAACCAGCAUUUAAUUUUGCAAGUUCCAAGACUAAGAACGAUUCAACACACGAUGAUGAGGAGGAUGAACCAAGGAGGAAAAAGGCUGCGCGCAAUGAUACAGGUGAUAUGCCUAAACUUUCCUCGAACGCAACUUCUGAUGGUAAUAAACCUCAGUUUUCAUUCGGAUCAAAACAAACCUCAGAUGAUAAACAAGCAAGCCCUUCUUUCACAUUUAGCAGCAAAUCAGACCCCAAACCUGCGAUACGUUUCACCAAAGAGGUCAAUGAUGACCAGAAAGAUAAAAUCACACCUGUACCAUCAUUUGCUUUGACGUCAGCCAACGAGAAAAAAAUAGCUUCUUUCUCGUUUGGUACCAAACCAAUUGAUACAUCCAACGCUUUACCUGAGGCAUCAAAAUCAGCUGAAAUUCCGAAAGCCAAUUCUUCGGCACCAAAGCUCUCUUUCAAUUUCGGGAGUGGAGCUAGUUCUUCCAACAACGAAGCGGAAAAGCCAUCGUUUUCCUUUGGCAGUAGUACCGCUGCUGGAAAAAAGGACACAUCGACCGCUCCUUCCUUUACCUUCGGCAACGGUGCGUUAUCUGAGAAGAAAGAUACGACGACUGCUCCUGCAUUCUCAUUUGGCAAAGGAGCUGCUCCCGAUACGGCAGGUGCCCCCGCUACUGCUCCUGCAUUUUCCUUCGGUGUUGCUGCCAGUUCCGAGAAGAAGGAUACACCGACCACUGGGCUCUCGUUUGGUGGUAACGCAAAACCUGAAACGAAAGAUUCGGGAACUGCACCUUCCAUUUCCUUUGACACUGAUUCAGCUUCUGAACAGAAGAAGCCUUUGACGGCCCCAUCAUUUUCUUUCGGAGAUGGUUCCAAGAAGGGCUCCACAGCACCACCAUCAUUCUCUUUCACAAAAAACAAUGAAGCAUCCGACAAUGGUCAAAAAGAACCUCCGAAAACUGCAUUUAAUUUUGGUUCGACUAAUGCCUCUGACACGAAAUCAGAAUCAGCUUCGCAACCUAACGGCGGGUUCUCAUUUAACAGACCUCCUGAGGGCAACAUUUCUAAACCAUCGUUCACCUUUGGCAAGGCAGAUACCUCGGAGAAUAAUGCCCCAUCUUUCGGUUUAAACAAUGCUUCGACAGUAGCAAGUCCUGCUGCUAACAAUAGUGCUUUUACAUUCAAUAAGAGCGGCCCCCCCGCUACGAAAACCGAUGGUCCGUCAUUUGGGUUCAAAUUUGGAGCUGACAACUCUUCAACAGGAAACACAGCACAGAAUCCCGCGCCCCCCAUGAACCCUUUUAUAAAUGGCUCGAAACCUAACAAUGGGUUCUCAUUCGGCUCAUCGGCUGGUAAUACCGGUGCUAUUGUCCAGCCUUCUUUUCAGCAACCACAGCCAUUGCAAUCUGCAUUCGGUACAACACCGUCCCCUGCGUUUGGCAAAUCGGCGUCUCCUCCAGUGAUUAGCGGCUCCAAUAAUCCAAGCCGAACGUUUACGCCAUCGAAUACCAUCAAUUUAAAUUUUGGAAACAAUGGUCCAGUUGACCCUACCUCAGUGUUCUCAGGAGGUCCAGGCCCAGCUGCACCACAACAGGUGUUCGGUGCUACUCCUCCGCCAUCCCAAAUUUUUGGUGCUACAUCUCAAGCCCCAGCUUCUUUCAAUAAUGCACCAGUAGGAUUUGGAUCUUCCGGGGGUAUAGCUGCGGGACAACUAGCCCCAAUGGCACAGCAACAGGCGCCAGCGCCCAAUUUCCAGAUGCCUCCAGGCAGGAAACUGGCAAGAAUGAGGCAUUCAAGAAGGUGA